AAUACUUGGCAACCCAGUUCUUUAGACCCAGCCAUAGGCUGUGCCUGGUUGUUGGGUGAAACUGUCAGUUCAUCAAGUAAAAGAAAAAGAAGAAGAAGAAAAAGAAGAACAGCCCUAUGCGGUUUUUUAAGGGGUAAUGGAUUCCUACAAACGUUUUAGUGAUGAAAACUACAAGCACUGGCUGCAGGCAGCUGAGAGUCUCUAUAUACUGAGGAGUCUCAUUCGCGAUUUUGUGGAAAACGAAACCGAAUCUUUUCACAGCUCUCUGCGGGGAAAGCUGAAAGAUGACAUUUGUAAAUCAAAAUGUACUCUCCAUAAAUGUCCACCAAGAACAAAAAAGUUUCCAAUUUGUGAUAAGUGUGAGCGGUGGAAAGAUGAGAUCUUGGACAACCAUAGAAACAAGAAUAUGGACAUACACUGGAGUAACUGCCAGUCGCACUUGUGGCCUAAAGACAAAUGGGAAGUGGCCAAGGUUUAUAUGCUGCGUGGAAUAAAAGACCAUCACAGUUAUGAUCAGUUUGACAUUACUUCCAUUCUGAACUUCAUGUCUCACUGCAAGUACUUCGAACCCUUUGUGAAAGUCAAUUACCUAACCAAGGUCAUCAGCGUGAGAAACAAACUGAUGCAUUCCCCUGACUUCAGGUUAAGCAAAAAGGAGAUGGAUGAAAGUAUAUCAAAUGUUGAGGUGCUGGCUAAGAUUUUUGAGAAAUAUGCACCUGGACUAAAAAACAUAUCAGAACAAAUACAACAGUUUAAAAACAUUUUGCAAAAGUGUAGUGGACAGGCUUCCCAGAAUGCAACAGACAGCAAGGAAGAAACUCUAAAGCUGCUAGACAAAGAGCAACAUGCCCUGAAGGAAAAGAUCGAGUUCCUGACCAAAUGCUAUGAAGAAGAUCAAGGCACAGAGAUCAAGGAAGAACUUCGGGGCGUGAGAAAUUUCCUAGACCAAAACAAGGAUUUGCUGGAGAACUUGGGUCCACAAAUACAGCGGUUGAAUGAAAUACAAGAGAAAGUGAACAAGCAUGAACAGGAUAUCAACAAUCUGUAUGACAGAGUGGACCAGCUGGAAAGCAGUGCACCUGACCCAAUGUUCACUGGUGAUGUGCUUAAGUUCAAGAAUUUUGUGUUCGAAGAGGCUGGAAAAAGGAACAUGCCAAAACCUGAAUUUACAGAGGAAUGUGAACCUAGUGGUUACAGGGGUGUUUUGAUUGUGAACGGACGCACAUUUAAAGGGACGCAGGUGUGUAAUAAUAAAAGAAAUGCCCACCAAGAGGUUGCUAAGAUCGCUCUGGAUUUCAUGAAAUCUCAUCCUGAGUGGAAAGAAGAGACAUAUGAAACACCUUCAUCAGCCCCAAGUGCCAUCUAUUAUGGUAUUGUGACUGUGGUUCUCAAAAACCAAGAGGUUGUUUCUGAUGGUUGUGCUGAAGAGAAAGAAGCCAUUGAAUCAGCUUACAGGAAACUAGCCUGUCACUUUGGCCUUGAAGGUAAAACAGCAGUACAAGAGUAUUUCCAACGAUGUAAUUUCCCACAGCCGCAGGAACACUCAGUUCAAAAAGACGAUAAGAUCUUCUGCAGACUACAGCUCACUGGGGCUUUCCCAUUUUCUGACAAAGAUGGAUCUACAAAGAAGAAACAGGCUGAGCAGCAGGCAGCCAAGAUUGCACUGCAACAUUUGUCAGGACUCUUAAACUUCAGUUUUGAAGAAAAAGCUUGCGACAACUACAAAGGUUUUCUGAAGGAACGUCUAGAAGCCAUCGGUCUGAAACAACCCGAGUACAUUUUCACAUGUAACAAAGUUGCUGCCAUUGAAGAACUUGAGGGUUUGUCUAAGAGUGAAGAAAAUUCACAGUGCAAAAUUUUUUAUGGUAUUGUGACUGUGGCCCUCAACAACCAAGAGGUUGUUUCUGAUGGUUGUGAUCAAAAGGAAGAAGCCACUGAAUCAGCUUACAGGGAACUAGCCAGCCAGUUUGGUCUGCCUUCUCUUGAUGGUAAAGCUGCAGUACAGGAGCAUUUUAAAAGAUCUAAUUUCCCACUACCACUGGAAGACUCAGAUCAGAAAGAUGAUAAGUUCUUCUGCAAACUCCAGCUCACUGGAGAUUUUACAUUUUCUGACAAAGAUGGAUCUACAAAGAAGAAACAGGCAGAACAGCAGGCAGCUAAGGUUGCCCUGCAACAUUUGUCAGGACUCUUUAAAUGCAGUUUUCAAGUUGAAGCUGACAAAAACUACAAAGUUUUGUUGAAAGAACAACUAGAUAUUUUACAUCUCAAAAGUCCUGUGUACAGCAGUAAGGAAAACGGAGAGCCCAGUGAAGACAUGGAGGGUCCCAGCACAAGUGGAGGUAAUUUUCUCUAUGAACCUGUUAGGACUGCAGCAUCCAGCACUACAACCAUUAGCAAGAAUGUUAGUCUGAAAAAGAAGCACAGUAUAAGUCAGGAGUGUCUGGUGACAGAAACUCAGGAUCAAAGCCUUCCAGACAUCCCCAACAAAGCCCCCAGGUUGGAGAAAACAGACAUCAACAGACUUCUAGAAUUGUUUCAUCUCAAGCCUCCAUCAGUAAUAGUCAAAAAUGUCAGCACUGAGAAGAAUUUUAUCUGUCGUGUGGAGAUAAACUUGGACAAAUUCAUGUUUCAGAACAACAGUGACUACAUUGGCAAGAAAGAAACCAUUCGAAAAACCUAUUUAUUGCUUGGGAAUGCUUUGGGAAUUUCGAAACCAAUAUUAGAUGAAAGCAAUGCUCUUAUGCUGGUGAAACAAGAUUUUUCCCAGAAGUCUCUCACCCCUCCUAAGGAAGUCUUUGAAAACAAAAAAUGUUCACUUCAUGAUAUAACAUACAAUAUAAUAUAUGAUGGAACAGGCUCCAGUGAAGAAGAAGCAAAACAAGAUGCCCUGGAGAAAGCCCUAGAUACACUAACCUUGCUCUGUGGGUUCGAAUCUUUGCCAAAAUCUAACACAGUUGACGGAACAGUGCUUCAGAUUAAUAACUUACUAAAAACAAAAGGUCAAGCAGAUCUCAUUUAUUCGCUUAAACCCACCCUAUAUAAAAGGUCAGUUGAGCUCCUGUUUCAAGAUUACACCAUGGAGAGCAAAGACGGAAAGAAUAAAAAAGAAAAUCAGAAUCAUCUCACUAAACGCAUUCUGGGCCUGCUAGCGUUGGAGCCAGAAUCAAACACGGUCUCUUUAAGGAACUAUCUAGAUGAGUGGUUUAAACAGAAGAAUCUGAAGCAGCCUGUGUUUGAGAGCAUUAAAGAAGUUAAUGGAUUGAAAGUCACAUUUUCUGUCGAAGUUUCCUUCUCAAAUCCAAACUGGGAAGACAGCAUGAAGGUUGCAGAAGAGAAGUUGAUCGUUAAACUCAGGGAAAGGUUAACAUGUUUGACUAAAAAGAGUAUAAUGGAUAUUUAAUAUAUGUCUGAUUGUUUUUUAAGAUGACUAUGGAGGCGUAACAUAAUGAUUACUAAAUUCAAUCUGUGACCAUCAGCUAUCAAUUGUUCCAAUUUUUAAGACAUACAAAAUCCUCUUGUGUCUCUUCCAUUACUGUCUAAUUGGAAAAAAUGAAUCAGUUCUGGAUUAUGUAUAUCGGUGGGGGAUGGGAUUCCUAAAACCUUUGUUCAUUGUCUUUAUCUUAUUCGUGAAAGUUUUUUUUUUUUAAUUAAUGAGCAUUUCCUGUGAACACAUUUACAAUACAUUAACAUAAUAUGCAAAUUUGAUCAUAAAACAAUGAGCAACCCGAUACAUUUUCUCUAAAAUCAUAUGCAUUUGGAGCAUGAGUGCAGUUUAACUUCUUAAAGGCCACACAUUUUUAUACAAAUGAACUUUUUUAGUGUAGCUAUGGUCAUUAAAUUAAAUAAUUUAAAAAUUGCUUUAUUGCGUUCAAAUUGUUAGUUACUCAAUUUUUUAAAUAAAUGUAAAAAUAAAAUAUAGUGAAUAUCUGCACGAUUGUGACUACUUAUGGUGUUUGGCCUGUCACAUUAUUCUUACUGCUAAAUCAGUUUACUUACCACAACAGCACUUUUAAUCAUUUGAUUUUGCAUCAUCGAUCAUGUUAUGACGUUUUCCUAAUUAUAGGUCACUUGGUGAAGUUUAUAUAAAGAGAGAAUGAUUAUGCACCAAUAGACAAAAAAGAACGUGGGGCCAUUUGUCCAAAAAUACCCUAAAUCGUCUCCAUGACAACAAGCGGUGAUGCGCCCAGCUUUUUAGCAUGUGGAUAUUUGAUUAGCUAUUUUUAAUAUUUUUUAAAAAGAUCUUGUCGAUAUUCAAAUAUGCAUUGAUAUAAAUCUAUUAAUAUUAAUAUUGACUAUUUGAUACAAAGUCAGAAAAUAUACCCAAGACUAUUAAUGUGGUGUUUGUAAAUGCUAAUAUAUCUCACAUUUUAAUAUUUUUCCAUUGUUUUCCCAUUUCGAGGACCCCAUGAGUAAAACACUGUACAUCUUUGGUCAAAUAGGUAUCAACUAUUUGUUGUAUAAAUUUCUUUACUACUUUUUUCCCCCCAAGACUGUAUUUUUUCCCUAAGGCUGCACCUUUAUUCAAGUCUCUUACUGUGACACUAAAGAUUAAAUUUUUUCUUAUUUUAUUUCAUUUUUUAUUUUUAUUUUAUAUGCAUGACAUCACUUAAUACUGUAUUCAGCCCUUUCAGGAUUUUUUUUUUUUUUUUUAAUUUGUGCUUCUCCUCUGCACAAUGUUAUCAACUGCAGCUGCACAAUUGGUCACAAAGAUCGACAAAAAUAUUCAGUAUGCUGUUUUAUGUCGUAUUCAUGCAUAUGCAUCACUCACGGUCUUUUAUGAGUCAUGAGGAGAGAAGGAGGGGAGAGGCCAGGUCUACAGACCAAAAAAAGUGGAGGCGUCAGACACAUGCUGUUCAAAGUUCAGAAGUGUUCAAUCUUGUGUUUUUCUUAUCUAGUUCUUUGCUGUGCUUUAUAAACAUGUUUUAGAGUGAUUUUUUCAGACCGAUUUGGGGUUGAUUUUAUGGAGAGGGACUAUUUGUUUAUUUAGUAUAUUAAUGAUUGUUUGCAGAUGCACUUAUAUUUAAACUAUAAAGUAUAUUGGUGAAGGAAAUCUUCAUUCAGUUAUAUUUACCCUCAUUGGUGCAGUUUUCUCAUGAUUCCUGUCAUCAUUCUGAUUCUGCUUUGAUUAUCCGGGUGUUUAACAUGAAACUAAAGUGGCUUUAGUACAGUAUUAGUAAGGAUAUAAUGUUGUUUUCCAGCUCAAUGCAUAGGUUCCGCAUGGGUUACUUACCACAUCCUGAAAAUAAGACUAAAAUGCUUAAGAGAUCAGUUGCAGCACAGGAAGUAGCACCUGUGUUUACAGUAAAAAGGUGUGAGAACAGUUUGAGAUCUUUAUUGUCAUCCAAGUUUUGUAAGAGAACUGGAAAGCAUGUUAAAUACACACGAAAGCACAUGUACAUCAUUUAUGGUAAUAUGCUCAUUGCAAAUGCAUGGGCAAUCCAGUUGCUACUGUGUAUUUAACACCGUGUUUUUAUCAUUUUAAUUAAUAAUCACUGUAACUCUAUAAAAUCUUUGUUUUUAUUUAUUUAAGAAUUUCCUUUCAGCAUUUUGAUGGAUUUUAUUAAAUUGGAUUGUUUUCUCUUAACACUUUGUAUUUGAAUCGGGGUUAGAUCUCUGUCAAGCACUUUGUAUACUUGUUUUCAAGUCUCAAAUAAAAACUACUACUCUUA
This is a messenger RNA of Silurus meridionalis, 5669 nucleotides long. RefSeq lists its product as uncharacterized. Lineage: Eukaryota; Metazoa; Chordata; Actinopteri; Siluriformes; Siluridae. The record is from RefSeq and is a predicted model, not a curated record. The transcript has 20 exons. Bases 137 to 3400 code for a protein of 1087 amino acids.